AAUUAACCUUUAAUUAGAUUUGUUUUUUUUUCUUUUUCUUUUUCUGUUUUUAGUUUAGUUAAUUAACUCUCCCUUACUCUUUUUCUCCCUCUCUUACUUGUUAUGUGACAGUUUUUGUUUUUCUGUGUAAUUAGUGUAAAUAUUAGGCCUACAAACCUAAUUUUAAAUUUCCAUUGAAUUUUGUUUUCUUCUUUGACCUUCAAAGGUAAAUUAGCGCAACCUUGACUUUGAAUAAAGAUGUGAAUGUGUAUAUAUAAAGAGAAAGCAAGAAGGGGAAAAAUAAAAGAAUGGCACAGUUUAAAUUAUUGUUACCCGAUUGUUGGAUAUUCUUAUUGGCGAGGAUGUGUAUUAAUAGAUGCAGUAAAUUAUGUCUCCAACCAAAAUUGUGGAAACUUCCGCCUUUAACACGCCUAAAUUAAUGUAGUAACUAUUUAUCUCUUCCCAAUCACUUCACUUAACUCUAUCAUCAUCAUCAUCAUCAUCAUAUUUGUUGUCAUUAACAACAAUGUUAUUACUAAACCAUUUAAGUGGUUCAUUUUACUAUUCUUUUCAUCACCAUCAUCUUAUGGUUCCUGUGAUUCUUCAUCAUCCUCAUCAUCUUCUUCCAUUGAUCACAUUGUUUCUUCAUUCACAGCUUGAAAAAGAUUCGAUUUUUUUUCUCUAGCUUUUAUUGUUGAUCGUACUUCCAUUCAAAUUGUGAAUCAUCUUGAUGGUCCACUAUUGUUAUCAUUAUUUAAAGAUUAUUUAUACUUGUUUACUUAUUUUUUUUCUCUCAUUUGUUGUUCUUUACAUAAUUCUAAUUAGCAAGUAAAGGGUAUGUAAUAAUCAUCAAUAAUGAUAACAGUAUUCGUUGAAUUGGAGAGAAGCAAAUAAAAUGGAACAAGAAUGAGAUUCGAUGAAGUGUUUAAAUUGUUUGCAGAAAUCAGAUUAUUAUCAUUUCCAUUCAAUUAAAAUGAUUCAUGUUCGCAUUCUUGUUCCAUAUAUAUUCAUCAUCUUCUUUGCAUUGUAAAUUGUCAGAUAAUCGGCGAUCAAUAAUCAAUCAAUUGUACAGAUUUUGAUGUUAAUCAACAAGUGAUCAUUAACACUUUAACAUCAAAAUUAACCAUUUGAUGAUUAUUAUAAUAAUUGACUCUAACAAGUCUAUAAGUUAUAAUGAAGAGUCAUUGAUACUAAUAAUAUUGAUAAUAAUAACUUUUUGCUUUCUAAAAUCAUCAAAACCCCAAUUUACUGAUAACAAUACUAUACUCUCACCCCAGUAAUAAUCCAACAAUUACUUUAACCACGUAAUUAUUGAUGAAAACUAAUGAUUCAACUAAUUAUUGCAUAAAUUUGUUCAAUUCCGUGUUUUUUUUUCAAUAAUUGUGAUAAUGAAGAUCCAACCAGAAGCAAAGAUUCACAAUAAAGAUGAUGGUAUGAAAAAAAGGAAUUGGAGUGAAUGAGAUGAUAAUCACUUUUGCAGAUCACUUUCAGCUUACAAUUCAAAGUAAAAAAAUGGGAGCUCUAAUCGAGGUGCAUCAUCAUCAUCAUCAUCAUCAUCAUCAUCAUCAUCAUCAUCUUCAUCUUCAUCUUCAUCUUUCUUAGUUAAUACUCAGGAUGAUGAUUGAACAACAUUGGGCACAACAACAUAAACAAGACAAAAAAAGCAACCUCGCGCCAUUGAGCGUACUAACCUCAUUCUUACCUGUUUCUUUUGCUCAUCCUGUCCCGGUCAUCCUCUCAUCAUCUUCUUCUGCACUGACUUACAUCUUAUCCCGUUCUCUCUCUCUCUCUCUCUUCAUCUUAUCUUCUCCCUCCCUCCUCCUUCUUAUUCAGUGCUUGGUGUUUUGUACUUACCUCAAUCUUUUUCUCACUCACUCUCAUCUUUUUAGUUCUGUUGUUGUUGUUGUUGAUCAUCAUCAUAAUCAUGCUGUUUUGUAUCAACCGAUCAUCAUCAUCAUCAUCUUCAUCGUUUUCAUCAUUAUCAUUACCUAACAUUAUUGUCCUCAUCUCAUCAUAUUACCUUGUUACUUUUUAGUCUUCUCUUAUUUUUCUUUUCUUCUAUCCAAUAUCUUCAUCUUUUUUUCUCAUCCUUUUACUCUCAUCAUCACCAACAACAACUUAUCUCAAACAAUUAAUCUGUAAUUCUCAAAGUUUUUUUUUCUUUCUUAAUUUUCUAUUUCAUUUUUUCUCUCUUAUUUCCCUUUUAUCCAUCAUCGAUGAUCAGUUAACUUUGUUUAUUUUGUGUGUUGAUUGUAUUCAUAUUUUCAUUUCCACAUCCAACCCACCAACUCCGAAUGACGCCGAUGAUAUUGUUUUAUUGUUUCCACCCAAGAUAGGAUGUACAUUGUUAAAAGAGUGCUUCUAGUCACAGUGUUAAUUGUCUUCAUCAACAUUGACCAAGUCAAUUUAAUACGACCCUUUUUAAGUCGUUUCUCUAAGGAUACGUCUUCGUCCACCUCCUCCACAGCAACAUCAGGUUUCACAUCGGCCUUUAAUUCAACAACCAAUAAAUUAGCUGAUUGGAAAUUUUGGUUAGGUAAAUUGUCACAAUUAACUGGACCUGAUAAGGUUGAUGAUGAUCCUAAGCAGCCUAUCUCAGCCCUAUGGAGUAUCCUUAACAUUGCAAGAUAUGUUUUAUCUUUUCCCCAGCAAUGUUUUUACCAAGGCGAUUCCCAUGAAUGUGGCCUGGGUGUGUCCUGCUGGAUGUCCGGCCGACGGCCUUUAGACCUGUGUAGCGGUGGUGUCUUAUGGUCAUGUUGUGUCCCUCAAGAUAUCAAAAAAACAUCAGCAAAUGUCAUCGCUGAACCAGAAUGUGGCAGAACUUAUGCUCGAAAUUCAAAAAUCGUUGGUGGAGGAAAUGCUCGUUUCGGUGAAGUACCUUGGCAAGCGGCGGUGGUUAAGCGACAAUAUUUCAAUCAGAAAAUCUCUUGCGGUGGAGCCUUAAUUAACAAUAAAUGGGUUGUAACUGCGGCUCAUUGUGUUUACAAGACACCGGCCACAAAUUUACGUCUACGUCUUGGUGAUUACAAUUUACGAGGUCAAACGGAAAAGUUCACUCACGAAGAGUUCGGGGUGAAACGAAAGGUCGUCAAUGAGGACUACAAUCCGGCCACUUAUCAAAAUGAUAUCGCUCUCCUUGAACUCUCCCAUGAGGUUGAAUUCAAGCAGCACAUUAUACCUGUUUGUUUACCUGCGAAAGGUGAAAAUUUUACUGGUUCCAUGGCCACGGUAACCGGAUGGGGUAGGACGACUUAUGGUGUACCCGCUUCCCUUGGAGUACUACAAAAGGUUGAUGUGGAGAUAAUUGAUUCAAAUACGUGCCAACAGUGGAUGAAAUCGGUGGGUAGACGGGAAACUAUUUAUUCCAACAUGUUAUGUGCUGGUUAUAAAGAGGGUGGUAAAGAUUCAUGUCAGGGUGAUUCUGGAAGUCCACUUACCUUUAAAUCGGAUGGUAAAUCAGUUCUCAUUGGAUUAGUUUCAUGGGGUGUCGGUUGUGCGAAACCCAAUCUACCUGGAGUAUAUACCAGAGUCUCUGAAUAUGUCGACUGGAUUUCUAUUCAUACAAAAGAAACAUAAAUUAAUCGUAUUUAAUUUUCGCUAGAAUUUUUUUACAACCUUUUCUCUCUCUCUCUCUCUUUUAAAUUUUGAUGUUUCGAAAAAGAAAUCGCAUCUCUCCAGUCAUCGAAAGUCAACAAACCCACGAGCUCAUCUUACUAUUUUCAUCUGCCCACCACAAUCAACAAAUUAACACCAACAUCACUUUCAUCAUCUUCAUCAUCAUCAAAGCUUCAUUGUCACUGUCAAUUUAUUUUCAUCUCAUUUCAUCUGCAUCAAUUAAACAAUUAACCUUUUGAUUGACAAAAGUGAUUCAACUAUAAGCCAAGGAAAAGGGUUUCAAUCAAUGCUGAUCAAAUGAAACAAAUUAAUUAACCAAAUAAUUAAGACCGUCAUUGAUUAUCCUCUUUUUCAACUUAUUCAAUUUUUCAAAUUCAUUUCUAAAUCAACAUGCUCAUCAUUAUCAAUAUCAUCUUCAUCAUCUUCUCAUCAUCAUUUGCUCCCUCUUUAUCUUCUUGUGGCAUUCUUUCUUUCUUUCUUUCUUUCUUUUUCAAAUUGUUAAUAGGAAAUCAUCAUGAUUAGUUAAUCAUUUUGUGAAAAAUAGAAACCUUGAGACGUGAUACUCAAUGGAUUUUGUGUAUAAAGAAAUCGUCAUCAUGCUAAUCACAAUUUUUCUUAAACUUAGUUGUUAAUUAAAUUAGAAACCUAAUUAAUUUUGUAAUACACUUUUUCAAAUUUGACCUCAAAUUAAUAAAGUGGACACUUUUUUACGAAACGAUUUUA
Molecule: messenger RNA, 4317 nt
Organism: Panonychus citri (citrus red mite)
Lineage: Eukaryota; Metazoa; Arthropoda; Arachnida; Trombidiformes; Tetranychidae
Product: serine proteinase stubble-like
Exons: 5
Coding region: 2317-3555 (412 amino acids)
Biological process (GO): proteolysis
Molecular function (GO): serine-type endopeptidase activity
Source: RefSeq, a predicted model, not a curated record